AUGUCAUUUUACAACCCAGGACUAGCCAACGAAGGCAACAACUUUUACCAGUCUUCUGCUCCUUUUCAGGUUCCUCAAGGAUCCAUGUCUUUUUCGCAACAACCGGCAUCUGGAACAGCGUUUGCGCGCGAGCCAUUGGCCACCGGCCUACUUAAUGCACUUUCUACUAAGGGCUAUCCCGACGAGCUGCCUCUUUUGGAAGAGGUUGGGAUCAACUUUUCCCACAUUGUGAGCAAAACCAAAAUGGUUCUCACACCUUUGCAAAGGGCAGACUCGCUUCCUCUCGAUGUCGUAGCAGACUGCGAUUUAGCAGGCCCGCUGAUUUUCUGUCUCCUGUUCGGCACGCUGCUACUGGCUGCAGGGAAAGUGCAUUUUGGAUACAUCUACGGUGUAGCACUGUUUGGAACAGUAUCAUUGCACACGCUUUUGAAGUUGAUGGGAAGCGGUAGCAAUACCAGCGGGACCACCGUCGAUGGAGCACAUCGUCAGUCUGACCAGCUAUUUCUCAGAACGGCUUCGAUUUUGGGCUACUGUUUCUUGCCCUUGUGUCUGUUAUCCCUGGUUGGUGUUUUCGCCUCGCUCAACAACGUUUUAGGAUACACACUUGCUUUGGUUUUCGUAUGUUGGUGCACUUGGUCCUCGUCAGGAUUCUUCACGGCUGCCAUGCACCUCCACAACACCAGGGUUCUCAUUGCAUAUCCGUUGUCUAUUUUUUACAGUGUCUUUGCACUAAUGGCCAUAUUCGUGUAA
Molecule: messenger RNA, 750 nt
Organism: Lachancea sp. 'fantastica'
Lineage: Eukaryota; Fungi; Ascomycota; Saccharomycetes; Saccharomycetales; Saccharomycetaceae
Source: the annotation of a GenBank genome assembly